GUGGCACUGCGGCAGUGCCGAUAGAAAACAGCGCCUAUCUUUCGCACUGCGGCAGUGCCGAUAGCCAUUACACGACGACUGCGAAAUUUUCAGUACAGUAAUUUGUUGUUUUUAAUGAGCUUUAUAUGAUUAAUUCACAUUUUUAAUAUCCUCAACAUGGAUUGUAUUCUAACAUUGUGUAAACGAUGUACAAAAUGCUGCAGCUACCUCAUCUUGGCUCACAGGUCCUUUUCAUCAUCAAGUAUUGCUUUAGAAGCAUCUGAUUUUUAUGAUGUUCUAAAUGUAUCAAGAACUGCAAGUAGGAAAGAGAUAAAACAGGCUUAUUUUUCACUGUCAAAGCAGCUUCAUCCAGAUCGAAAUCUAUCAAACCCUAAUCACCAUAAGAAGUUUGUAGAGCUUAACGAAGCUUACAAUGUCCUCAGCAAGCCACUUUCAAGGCGACAGUAUGAUGAGAGGCUCUCAAGAUUGAGAUGGGGGCAGAGUACUUCAGGUGCAAGUUCCGGCCAACCACACUCCAACCACUACAAUUGGUACCAUGAAGUAAACCAUUCAGUGCAUUCACCAAACUCAAAGAAAGGACAUUUUAGGGGUUACUAUGGUAUACAAGGUGUUGACAAGCUGAGUAACCGUAUGAUUUUGUACGGUGUUCUUAUCUACUUCGUAGCUGGUAUUAUUGUGCAUUAUUUAGUAUAUCAACAAAGCAGUGAAUAUACACAGCAGCAGUUAAAUGAAAAGGAUAAAAAGAUAGCGCUGAUUUAUGAUGUCGCUAAAAAGAGAGCUAUGGAAAAUGGAAAUCAGAAGCAGAUGCAACUAAUACGCAAAACACACGAAGACUUGCAAAGCCAACGCUUACACUACGUCAACGAUGAUGACUGACAGUGUCCGGAUAUUGAAAUCAAAAGUCGAAUUUGAUAUUAAAAAUAGUGAAAAGUGAAUGAUGGGUGGAUGAUGGUGUUUUGUUUUUAUAUGUCAAACUCAUCAGUGUCAUGUGCUGUCAUGACGCUGGUACAAAAUUUGACAACUGGAUUAUUCUGUUGUUCUUACCAUGGCUUGAGAAAAAGCCUUUUGCAGUAUUUUUUAUCCUGUAGCAUAGAUUAGCUUGUUUCACUGUGAAUCUAUUACUAUGGGAAUUUCUUGGUUCCUAUAUACUACUGCUGUGUUGUUUCAAAAGUUAACUUUAAUGAAUUUGUUACUAUAGUACUUCUGUUACUUAUAGGCUAAUAAAAUGAAUUUUAAAGAAAUGGUUUAUUUAUCUAAUUUAAUCACACUUCAUGAUGAAUAAAUUAGUCUGUCAGAUAAGAUCAUAUUCAGUUUGAUGUUUGUCUGUCAAAUUCAACAGACCUUUAUGACAACUUUCAACAGAUUAAAGUCAGCCACUCACUGCAUCGUAUGAUGAAUCAAACUUAACUCACCUGGGAGCGCUAGGCAAUGUGACGCCGUCUACUGAUUGUCGGUGGCAGUCUGAACGGAUCAUCAUUAAAAACGAUCCGAUGUAUCAUCAUUAAAAACGAUCCGCUGUGUGCGCGUUGUGGCAGAAAAAAUGGCAUUCGUAAAACCAGGUAUAUUAGAACCCGAAGAAAAUCACUUCAAAUUCAAUAUUAUGUAUGAAAAGUGAAGGAAUUCCUUAAAUCAAUGGAUAUAUUAUAUGAAUAUUGUUAUGAAAAUUAGGCAUAUUAUUCAAAUGCAUUGGUCCAACAUAAAAGAAGAAUAUGCAUUAGAAACUGGAAAACAUUUAAACUCACAGCACUGAAUAUUAAAAUAUAUAAUUAUUAUAAACAAUGAAAAAUUUAAAUAUACAGUAUUAAUGUAUAUAUUUAAGUAUAUUAAUAUAUUAAGAGAAAUCAAAUUAAUAAUAUACAAAAUAUAUAUUUUAAAAAAAUGCAUUAAAAAUAAUAUAUUAUAAUUAUUAAUUAUAUACAAUAUAAUUUUGGAUUUUAAUUGCUUGGUUGUUAAAGUGCUUGUCUUCUUGUUCCAGGGUUCUGGGUUCAAUUCUAACAGUAGCAGGAUUUUUCUUUCAUUUUUUCAUUGGUUUAUAAAACAUAAUUCCUCCAUGGUCUAUGCAGAGCAUCUUGUGUUAAGGGAUUCACACUUCACUAAGUGUGAUCAAUGCUUCUUCGAAUGUGAAGUAAUUAAAUUUAUUACAUGUUGAAGAAAA
Molecule: messenger RNA, 2155 nt
Organism: Anneissia japonica
Lineage: Eukaryota; Metazoa; Echinodermata; Crinoidea; Comatulida; Comatulidae
Product: dnaJ homolog subfamily C member 4-like
Exons: 7
Coding region: 157-876 (239 amino acids)
Source: RefSeq, a predicted model, not a curated record